UGAUGAAAUAAGCCAGAAUCUGCAGAACACUCUGUUCGAGCUAGAAACAUUGAAAAUGGAAGCCAAUGAGAAAUCAAGAACACAUAGAGAAGAAGUCAAUCAGCUUCUCACUCUACUCAAAUCCACUCAACAAGAACGAGAUGAAGCUAGAGAGCAACUAUCUCAGUUUCUCAUCCAAACCCAAAACACUAAUUCAAGAACCACCACUGAAUCAAACAGCUUCUCUGGUGACGGAUCUUCUUCUUCCCUUUCUUCCUCGGAACUCUCCAGCUUCCUAGACAUUCAUCAUCCUCAGCCGUCGAUGAGUCUCGAAGGUCCAACGGCUCAAAAUCAUCAUCAGCCUGAUCCUCUAGACGUUCUAGUUAUGGGUAAAGCUUUUCCAGAAACGGGAAAGCUUUUAAAAGCGGUGGUGGAAGCUGGACCGCUUCUUCAAACGCUUCUCGUGGCGGGGCCACUUCCGAAAUGGGUAAACCCACCGCCUCAAACGCAAUCGCAGCGUUUUGAAUUACCUCCUAAUAUCUCGUUUAAAGGGUGCGAUGAUGUCAGUAGUAGCGGCGCGUCAGGACGAUGUGAUUCACUGAUGUGUUAUGAUUCGGUUAUGAGAUUCGGGUUGAGUUCAAGUUCGGUUAUCGAUCAAACGGUGUUAACCGGGAAGAGGCAGAGAUUAGAGUAGCGAACUGAUUAUUUAACGAGAUUUAUCAGAGCAGCAGUAUUCUAAGUUGGUGAUUAUUUUGUCUCUGGUUCGACCGGCUGGGUUAUAUGUAAGACUUGGUUACGUGAGGAUAAAUUUGUUACCAGCCACGGUAAAUAGAACUAUUUUUCUUUGGCAUAUAUUUGACUAAAAUAUUAAACUGAAUGUUGUUGGGCCCACUCGAAAGUGGGACCCUCCAAAAAUAGGCGUAUGCCACUUAGCGUGGAGAGCACACGGUAUUCUUUAGUAAAAGGCGAAAGAAUAGUUCGCUUUGUGCUCACCACAUGGCUGCGUGAUUUGAACAGAGUGAAGGAGACCUUUAUUUAUAACGCUACUUCUGUUGCUAACUUCUCCCAGUUAUCCGAUGUGGGACUCUUAAACCAACGAAAAAAAAGCGCUACUUCUUUAAAACUCUUCGUGGGCCUGUAAAUGAUAUUGGGCUUUAAACCCCUGAACAGUGUCGUGGCCACGAAGAUGCAAACGCAACCACACGUCUGCCCUCUCUUCUCGAUUAGAUCCAUGGCUAAGUCCACCAAUUGGUUUCCACAGUCAUACCGUUAUGAGCCGAAAAUAUCGAUUAAAACCUUUGAAUUAAUGGAGCAUAAUCCAUAUACUGGAUGUAAAACAGAGGAUAAGGGCUUGAAAAGAAAACCAUACACACUCUCGUCUGGCUUUAAAAUCAUUUACGUGUGUGUUUCCCCAUACCCAAGUAUGCAAAUUCAGAAAAACAAA
Brassica napus (rape) is the source of this 1423-nucleotide messenger RNA. RefSeq lists its product as uncharacterized. NCBI's taxonomy places the organism in Eukaryota, Viridiplantae, Streptophyta, Magnoliopsida, Brassicales, Brassicaceae. The record is from RefSeq and is a predicted model, not a curated record. Bases 56 to 673 code for a protein of 205 amino acids. The transcript has a single exon.